CGUUAUCUCUCCUCUCCCUAGUUUCGUUCCACUAACCAAAAUCCAACUUUAUCUAACAUAUGCAUGGUUAGACCUCUGUUUUUCUUUUUUUGUCCCUUUUUCCUUUCUUUUCUGCCUCUCUCUUCAUUUGCCCCUACCCACGCCACGAUCUCGUCUAGGUCAUAGUGGAGCGUCCACUCAUCACAAUGACAUCGAGUUCAGCUGAGAUUGACAGGAACUAAAACCACAUUCCAAUUAAAUUUUUCAAUGUGGCUAACAACAACCUUGAUUCUUUUAACUCUAAUAAGCCAAUGGAAAAUGCAAGAUAUAUUAUGUAUUAUUGCAGCUCGUUCUGCUUUGAGGCUAUCCAGCUCUCGUGCUGCAAAUCGGCAAUCAAUCUUUAGAUCCAUGUCUCAGCCGUGGGCUGCAAGAAAAUAUCCAGCAGUCUGGAUGCAAUCUGGAUGCAGUCCGGAUAUCUAGAUACUACGGUCCCCCCCCGAACGGGCAUUCCGAAGGUCGGAUUUCCGGUAAAGGACAAGACAAAGAAGCAAAAGAAGCUUGCUGCUGAUUGC
This is a messenger RNA of Daldinia loculata, 551 nucleotides long. RefSeq lists its product as uncharacterized. Lineage: Eukaryota; Fungi; Ascomycota; Sordariomycetes; Xylariales; Hypoxylaceae. Bases 247 to 459 code for a protein of 70 amino acids. The record is from RefSeq and is a predicted model, not a curated record. The transcript has a single exon.